Molecule: messenger RNA, 1383 nt
Organism: Triticum turgidum subsp. durum (durum wheat)
Lineage: Eukaryota; Viridiplantae; Streptophyta; Magnoliopsida; Poales; Poaceae
Source: the annotation of a GenBank genome assembly
AUGGCGGCGACGUCGCUCCUGCGCCUCUGUGCCGCCGCCGCGCUUGCGCUGCUCCUGCUCGUCGGAGCGGCGCCUCUGACAGAAGCUUACGACCCUCUUGAUCCAACCGGGAACAUCACAACCAAAUGGGAUAUCACUCAGUGGACUGCAGAUGGCUAUGUUGCUGUUGUUUCCAUAAACAAUUACCAGAAGUACCGUCAUAUCCAAGCACCUGGGUGGCAUCUUGGGUGGGCUUGGACAAAGAAGGAGGUCAUCUGGGGAAUGAUGGGUGCACAGACAAUAGAGCAAGGGGAUUGCUCUCAAUUUAAAGGCAAUAUACCACACUGCUGCAGGAGAGACCCAACAACAGUUGACUUGCUUCCUGGUGCGCCUAACGGCAUGCAGGUGGGAAAUUGUUGCAAAGGAGGAGUUCUUAACUCAUGGGGGCAAGAUCCAGUCAAUGCAGUGGCAUCGUUUCAGAUCACUGUUGGCCGAUCCGGAACGACAAAUAGGACAGUGAAAGCACCGAAAAACUUCACCCUCAAGGCCCCAGGUCCAGGGUAUACCUGUGGAGCAGCCCAGAAAGUAAAACCUCCCACUAAGUUCAUUUCGCUCGAUGGAAGGAGAACAACUCAAGCGCAUGUGACUUGGGAUGUGAUAUGCACAUAUUCACAGUUUGUUGCUCAAAGAGGUCCUGCUUGUUGUGUUGCACUAUCAUCGUUUUACAACGAAACGAUAGUUGACUGCCCAAAGUGCUCAUGUGGCUGCCAGAACAACAUAACCAACCCUGGGAGCUGCGUUGAGGUUAAUUCGCCUUACUUGGCUUCAGUGGUGAAUGGACCUGGCAAGGGCAGCUCGACCCCCCUAGUGCGAUGCUCACCCCAUAUGUGCCCAAUCAAGGUGCACUGGCAUGUUAAGGCCAACUACAGGGACUACUGGAGGGUGAAGAUCACCAUUUCAAACUGGAACUACCGGAUGAACUACUCCCAGUGGAACCUGGUUGUUCAACACCCAAAUUUCGACAAUGUCACGACAAUUUUCAGCUUCAACUACAAAGCAUUGAACCCCUAUGGAGUAAUAAAUGAUACCGCGAUGCUGUGGGGUCUCAAGUACUACAAUGACCUGCUCAUGGUGGCUGGGCCAGACGGCAACGUGCAAUCCGAGCUUCUGUUCAGGAAGGACCCGUCGACCUUCACUUUCGAGAAGGGCUGGGGUUUCCCAAGACGCAUAUACUUCAACGGUGAGAGCUGCGUCAUGCCUCAGCCAGAUUUGUACCCAUGGCUGCCAAGCUCCUCCCCGAGACUGACGAAGACGGCAUUUCUGGCCCUGGCCAUCGUCGCUUGCGCGACGGUGGCGUUCUUGUACAAUCAUCUAGUGUUGGAUAAAUACUGCGGGAAGUCAUGA